Messenger RNA from Cladophialophora psammophila CBS 110553, 1323 nucleotides. RefSeq lists its product as uncharacterized. NCBI's taxonomy places the organism in Eukaryota, Fungi, Ascomycota, Eurotiomycetes, Chaetothyriales, Herpotrichiellaceae. The coding region runs from base 1 to 1323 and encodes 440 amino acids. The record is from RefSeq and is a predicted model, not a curated record. The transcript has 2 exons. Gene Ontology annotation, molecular function: N-acetyltransferase activity.
AUGGCUCAAGAGAAGCCAAAGUUCCAGCCACUUCGAUCUUUGGGUGUUCUAGAAAAAUAUCUGGUCAAACGAAGUCGAAUAGGUGUUUAUCAAAAGGUUGCGAUCACCGCGAGGUACAGAUGCAGAAACAUUAAGACGUUGAGACCUGCUUUGUUCGCUGCUUUGGCUGCCGUUAUAUCGAAACAUCCGAGUCUCUCAGUUACGUCUGUUGACGUUGACUCAGGAGUACCGUACUUCGCCCGUCUACCAAUCAUCGACCUGGACAAAAUCAUUACAUUUACUGAGUUUGAUGAGCUUGCUGAUCAGCAUGGAAGAUUUCCUGCUCUGGAUGCCCUUCUUGCGCAUGAGCAUACCCAGGCGUGGGAGUAUAUGUCAUUACCGUUGUGGCGGAUGCAUGUCCUCCAGAAUCGAGGCAAUUUUUCGGAGUUCAUACUGUGCUACUUCUUCCAUCAUUGCAUUGGAGAUACGAAGAGUGCUCUUGUGCUGCACCAGGCUGUCGAGACUGCGCUUAACGAUUCACUGGAAAGGGAGCCAGUCUCUGUGGUGGACACACCUGACUUACCACUCCUGCCACCGUUGGAGGCCUUGAGAGGAUUGGCAGAGCGCAAUGGGUCAGAAAAUCAAGAGCAGUCAUUGCAUAUAUGGUCAGGCGCAGUACAACACCUACCUGUACAAACUAAGGUCACAUCCUUGUGGCUUUCUCAAGAAGAGACGACGGGAUUGUUGCAGGUCAGUAAAUACCAUGGCGUGUCCUUGACGGCAACCUUGGAGGCCAUGCUCGUUGCAGCCCUUUUCACACAUGUACCGCCUGAUUAUACCACAAUCAAAUCCGAUUGCGCCGUUUCUCUGCGCCAGUGGCUCCCAAAUCCCAUCAAUGCAGAUUCGAUGGGGGUGUUUGUCGACACUUUCUUCAUGACGCACGAGCGAGCUCCUUUCACGUGGGAGGAAGCCAGAAGGAUAAAGAACAGGAUUGACCAGGUCAUGCAGGAGAAGGGAGGAGAUGGCCUGCUUGAAAAGCUAUCACGUAUCGCAGACUUCGAGAGCUGGAUGAAGGGGAAGAUGGGUCGACGAAGGACUACUUCCUUGGAGUUGUCGAAUGUUGGACAUCUGGGCCCGUCGCAAGCAGACAAAGAUUAUCAGAUCGAAAGCCUGCUUUUCAGUCAGAGUGCUGGCGCGAGUAGUGGAGCCAUCAAGGUCAGCGCAGUGUCUGGUAGAGAUGGACGACUGACGCUGGGGUUUUCGUGGCAAGAAGGGGUGGUUGAGAAUCAGGUCGUCCAAGAUGUGGUCCGGGAGUUUCACCGCAUCCUAGAUGAUCAAAUAUAA